AUGCCUGCCAAAGCUGCUGAGAAGAAGCCAUCCACUGGUGGCAAGGCCCCAGCUGGAAAGGCUCCUGCAACGGAAAAGAAGGAGGCCGGCAAGAAAACCGCUGCCGCUCCAUCUGGUGAGAAGAAGAAGAGGGGAAAGACCCGGAAGGAAACCUACUCCAGCUACAUCUACAAAGUCCUCAAGCAAGUCCACCCAGAUACUGGUAUUUCCAACCGUGCAAUGUCCAUCCUGAACUCCUUCGUCAACGACAUCUUCGAGCGUGUCGCAACUGAAGCUUCCAAGCUUGCGGCCUACAACAAGAAAUCCACCAUCUCAUCGCGAGAGAUCCAAACGUCCGUUCGACUUAUCCUCCCUGGUGAACUGGCCAAGCAUGCCGUGUCAGAGGGCACAAAGGCAGUGACCAAAUACUCCAGCUCAAGCAAAUAG
Messenger RNA from Endocarpon pusillum Z07020, 426 nucleotides. Its product is annotated as Histone H2B. NCBI's taxonomy places the organism in Eukaryota, Fungi, Ascomycota, Eurotiomycetes, Verrucariales, Verrucariaceae. Gene Ontology annotation, biological process: nucleosome assembly. The coding region runs from base 1 to 426 and encodes 141 amino acids. The record is from RefSeq and is a predicted model, not a curated record. Gene Ontology annotation, molecular function: DNA binding; structural constituent of chromatin; protein heterodimerization activity. Gene Ontology annotation, cellular component: nucleosome. The transcript has 3 exons.